Molecule: messenger RNA, 1425 nt
Organism: Siniperca chuatsi (mandarin fish)
Lineage: Eukaryota; Metazoa; Chordata; Actinopteri; Centrarchiformes; Sinipercidae
Gene: cfl1l
Product: cofilin 1 (non-muscle), like
Exons: 4
Coding region: 263-748 (161 amino acids)
Biological process (GO): actin filament severing; actin filament fragmentation; cell motility
Cellular component (GO): actin cortical patch; cytoplasm; actin cytoskeleton
Molecular function (GO): actin filament binding
Source: RefSeq, a predicted model, not a curated record
GUGCCAGACAAUGAAGCACAUACUGUAUAUCCAUUGUGAUUUAGGCUUCAAACAUAAUGUGAUUAAAUGCAAAUGCUGAGGUUGUAGCUGAAACUGUCACACCUGGGAAGAGGGGGGUGGGACUACUUUUGGAGGUGUGCUCAUUUACCCCAGCUCCUCCUCUAUGAGUCAACCUGCUCUCCUUCCUUAUGACCCUUCAGCAUUUUGACUGCUGCUGCCAUUUUUUCUCUGCUGCCUGUUUCCUUCACACAUCAGAAGCAAAAUGGCCUCUGGAGUAAAAGUCGCUGACGGAGUGAAGGACAUCUACAAUGCUAUGAAAGUAGUGAAAACAGAUGCUGAUCAGACGGAGCGUAUGAGAUUGGUGGUGCUUCACAUCAGUGGCACUUCUAUUGACGUGGAGAAAAUUUUCCGGGAGAAAGAUCUGGAAGACGUGGAUGAUGUCUACAAGUUCUUCCUGGGUCUGCUGGAUGUUAAACAUUGCCGCUACAUACUGUAUGACUGCCACUUUGAAACCAAGGAAUCAAGCAAAAAAGAAGAACUGGUCUUUUUUAUGUGGGCUCCUGACACAGCACCCAUCAAAGAAAAAAUGAACUAUGCUAGCUCAAAAGAAGCCAUUAGGAAGGUCCUGACAGGUAUCAAACAUGAGCUGCAGGUGAAUGAGUUAUCAGAUUGCAGCGACAGGGAUGCUUUUGCAGAAAAACUGGGGAAAGGCGUAAUCAAAGUUGAGGGCCACCCUGUGAGGUCUUGAGCGCUGGGCAUUUCACAAACCGCUGUUUCAAACCCCUGCUUCAUAACAUGGUCAAUUUAAAGGGAUUUGAGAGGAUAAUGGCAAAGUUUCCAAAUUGACUUUGUUGUUUAGAGUGGUUCAACAAAGCUUAAAGGGAAGGGUUGGGCUCUGGAUGGGAUUAGAUUCCUGUAACACAAACCUCUGAUGUUUGUGCCCCACUAAACUGUCCAGUCACACCAGUUUGGCUGUGAAAUCAGUCUUGUUCAGAUGUAUUUGUUUUUCAUUUUUUGACAUGCUAUACAUUAAUGAUAUUGUCUGUCACUUGACUCUUGGUACAUUUGUAUUUCUCAAAUCAGUAAUUUGUUGUUUUUUAUACAUACAUAGUUUGAAUGCCUGCAUACUGCAGUACACACAAUUUGCCCCCCUUUUAUGGAUUGGUUAAUAAUGACAGGUUCACAGCACACAACUAUAUCCUGUAAAAUAUCCUAAUGAACACCCUACUAGAGUUUACUAGGUCAAAAUGGCUGGGCCUGUAAAUUUUGACAUCUGUUUUUCUUUUUUUUUUCUAGACUGUUACAUUUUGAUGGAGACCUAUAAUAAAGAAUAGCACAACUUUUACAAAGUAACAAAGUUACGCUGAAAUUGCAGCAGUCAUUGCACUGUCUUGAGUAUUGUCAAAUAAAUUCAAUGCAACCAUA